UUUGUUAAUUUAUUAGAUUAUCUCAAUUAAAACAGUGAUGAUGUUUACAAUUGGUGAAAUUGCAUCACACCCGUUUUUAUGAUAGGCGUUAUGAUACCCAUUUGAUAGAGUGCGGGAAUGAUAUUUUCCAGCUUCUGCGCCAGAUGUAACGACCAAUGAAAGCACGAGCGUUCGAAUGAGGAGGCGGAGGCUGGAGUUUCAUGGAUGCUUGUUAUGUCUGUCAAACCACUAGCGAUUAGAAAAAUAUAGAUUUUCAUAUAAAAAAAUAACCAUUCGCAAAUGCAAUAUGGAUACUGCGGUUUUUGUCGUAUGGCUUUCUAUGGUGGUUACCAUCCUGUCGAGGUCGCACGCCGACCGGAACGUCUACCCGUCUGCAGGCGUGCUGUUUGUCCAUGUCCUGGAGAGAGAACACUUCAAAGGAGAGUUUCCCCCCUAUCCCAAACCUGGGGAUUCCAGCAACGACCCCAUCACCUUCAACACCAACCUGAUGGGCUACCCAGACCGGCCAGGCUGGCUGCGGUACAUCCAGAGAACCUCCCACAGCGAUGGGGUGCUCUACGGAUCCCCCACUGCCGAACACGUGGGCAAGGCCACCAUCAUAGAGAUUACUGCCUAUAACAGACGCACUUUUGAAACGGCCCGGCACAACUUGGUCAUAAACAUCAUGUCCACGGAAGACUACCCACUGCCAUACCAGGCAGAGUUCUUCAUAAAGAACAUGAAUGUGGAGGAGAUGUUGGCCAGCGAGGUUCUGGGAGACUUCCUUGGCGCAGUGAAGAACGUGUGGCAGCCCGAACGCCUCAACGCCAUCAACAUCACCUCAGCGCUGGACAGGGGCGGACGUGUUCCCCUGCCCAUAAACAACCUCAAAGAGGGUGUGUAUGUGAUGGUGGGGGCAGACGUGCAGUUCUCUUCCUGCCUGAGGGAGGUGGAGAACCCCCACAACCAGCUGCGCUGCAGCCAGGAGAUGGAGCCUGUCAUCAGCUGUGACAAGAAGUUCAGGGCCCAGUUCGACAUUGACUGGUGCAAGAUCAACCUGGUGGACAUCACCAAGGUGGUCACGAUCCACAGUAACCGUCCGGACCCAGGUACAGGGGUUCUGCCUGACAUCGGGGAGUACAACCCCCCAUCAGAGUCUCUGAAGAGCAGGGACUUCUUUGCCGACUUCCUCAUCACGUUGGCAGUGCCCUCGGCCGUGGCCAUGGUCCUCUUCACCAUCCUGGGUUACUCCAUGUGCUGCCGGCGAGAAGGGGUGGAUAAAAGAAACAUGCAAACACCAGAUAUCCAGUUAGUACAUCACAGCUCCAUCCAGAAGUCGACCAAGGAGCUGCGGAGCAUGUCUAAGAACAGGGAGAUCUCCUGGCCCCUCUCCACCCUGCCUGUCUUCAGCCAAAGUGGGGAGGUGGUGCCCCCCAUACACCCAGACAACUACGAGACCACCAGCAUGCCGCUGAUGCAGACACAGACAAACCUGCAGAACCAGAUUCAGAUACCACAGCAACAGCCAUCAGGAGAUAGAGAUAAUUAUUGUAUGUCAACAUUUCGGAGACUGGAGGUAAAUGGUAUUCCUGAGGAGAGGAAAGUGGCUGAAGCACUGAACUUGUGACAAGAGAGAAGCCCAAGAGACAGUGGUGGAGCUGCUUUCUGUCUGUCCGUGUCCCUUUAAGCCAAGUGUUUUUCUAUGUCUACAUCCUAAAUAGAGUACCACAGUAUGAGUCAUAAUAGACAUCAAACCUAGCAGUCAAAUAGGAAAAAGGUUCCAAUCGUUUUUCCACCAUUCAUUUUUCCCAUAGGGGAUUUUAAAAACACUUAUAAUAAGGGCUGGGUUUCAUGUAGGCUUACCCUGGUGUGACGUGUUGAUAACCGUGUAAAUCUCUCUAGGACAAGGUGACUUUUAUCCAUAAAUUUGCUUGGAUUUACCCCCAACCCCCCCAAAUGAAAUGCUAAUUAGCUGCCAAUUGUGUCAUAAAGAACUAUAAAUGUCAUGAUGAUCUGGAAGAGAAUGCCGAAUUGAGGCAAAGGUAAGAAUCUCUGGAUUAACAAUCUAAUGUUAGCUAAAUGUAGUAAUGAAUAAAUUGGCAAAAUGUCUUUAAAUGGACAAUUCUGUGAACUGUCUUGUGGAAGUUUUACAUUAAAACAAUACCUGUUAGCAAAGGUGUCGGCGAGAGAUGACAUGCAGGAGCUUGCAGGGAUUUGUAGUUUUGAAUUAUGUCUACUUUGACCCAAAUUAGCAUUUUCAAAUCUGAGAGUAGAGCCAAAUAUAUUGAUAAAAGUCACCUUAUCCUAGAGAGAUUUAAAUGGUUAUCAAAAUUUCACACCAGGGUAAGCCUACAUGAAACAGUCCUUAUUUAAAGUGUUUUGAAAAUCCCAUAUGGGAAAAAUGAAUUGUAGCAAAAGGAUUGGAACCAUCACCCCGUUUGACUGUUAGGUUUUAUGGGUAUUAUGACACCUCCAUUGUGGGGCUCUAUACCCAAUUUCCUGCACAACUUCUGACCAGGGCCCAGAGACACUAUGUCUGUCCCAAUCUGCAUGUCCCAGCAGUGCGUUCAUACGCGACGCUAGUGUCCGUCAGUGUGCCCUUAUGUAUGUGAGCGAGUGGUGCAGAGUACAGUAAACUCAUAAGUGCACUUGGUAUGAGAGCAAGCUGAUUAAGUGCAGUCCCAAUUCAAUUACACUCAUAACUGUGUGCUCUUAUUUAAUGCACAUGGUCACCACAAUCCUAAACAGCUGCAUUUAUCAGUAGUCGACUGUGUGUGUAUACCAGCCUGAUCAUGAAUAACAAAUGCUACAUUCAUAGGAUAUUUUGAAAUAUUUUGUGCAUAUGUUCUAGAAAUGAUAUGAUGCCAUGAACAAUAUCAUGUUAGUAUUUUACUUUCCAUGACCAAUGCUCAUCUUUAGAGGGAAACGGAGAUGGACAGAGACGCUCGUCAAGUCCAAUCAAAUAAAAAUGUAAAUGCUCAUUUUCUGUCACAGUAAAACAGUAAAAAUACAUUUGGUUUAAAUUUGCUGUCAAUUGUGUUCAACGGCUGCAAAUGUAGCACCAGGCCCCCAGCACACGCAUUAUAGUAAUCUGUUCAGCCCAUCUGUGGAAGGUCAGAAGAGCCCGCUCUCCCCGGGUCAUUUCUUUUCAGGGGUUGGAUGAGCUUUAAUAUUGCAGAUAGGUUGUUGCUUCCAUCAAUGUAUUGUCUGCAUCAUUUCCAAUCCCCCAGAUAUAUUUUUUUAUAUACACACACAUUCAUUUUGUUUUUAGAAUAUACCUUUAUUAUUCCCCGCAAACCCUUACCACCCCUCCCCAAUUGGAGUAAACUAAUAAACAAUCUACCUUCAGUUUAUACAUACAAUACAUUUCACAGAAAUUAUAUUUGGUUUGUUUUUAGGCCUGGCCUUCCUCUAUUUGUGAUGUCCAUCCAGUUUGGUUUCUAUUUGUAACUGCUAUUUCACAAACUAUAUAUAUUUUACAGAUGUUUUACAUUGGUUAUCUUGUUAUUAGUCCCACCCUUCAGCUCCAUUCAACCCCUCCCAUCUUGCUCUUAACACCAUCCAUUUUGCAUUUCUAUUCACCAUAUAUUUUUUCAACUGUGCUGUGAUGCUUCACGAAAGUACUGAACCUUUCUAUUCUCAUAGCUUUAAAAGAAAAUGUUUGGCUAAAAUGAUUAUUGAUCGAUUGACUGUGACUUUUCAAAUCACCCAGUGAUGCUAUCUGCAGCGUUAGUUCUAGGUAAAUGUUCAGCCAUUCCUGGACCUGUAACCAAAAACGAGCUACAGCUGGACAGUACCAAACUAAAUGAUCUAAUACCUGCCUCCUCACAGCAAAAUAUGCAGAGCUGGGAAGAUAUUGAGAUCUCAAUAUCUCUCAUUCUAUUUGUUGCAAGAAUAUUGUAGAAUAAUGUAAAUGGAAAAAUUAUUAAGUUUUGAAUCUCUCCAGGUUGUUGCAUUAGUUACUUCCUUAAUCCCGCUCAUCCUUGGUGGGACAUAAAACGGCAAACAUCUUCUACCACUGGACCCUUCUCUUCCAGCUCAGCCACCACUGUCCGUCGCCAUGACAUUUUUAGUCUGCCUCACAUGCACUUUCUUGCUGGUGUUCACCUGAGGGCAACUUUGUGUUUUUUAUCUCUGCAUUAACACUAUGGAAAAUCUCCAUUGAGCAUUAUUUAAGUCCAGGACGAGGCUUAAACUGUGUCUGGGAAACUGGCCCUCACUGUUUUGACAAGGAAGGGACAAAGAAGUCAGACAAGAUUUUUAGAAAGGUUUGUAUUAUUGACAAUGUAGAAUACAAAUAAAAAUUAUCUAUAAAUAAAAUGGGUACAACUCACAUUAAAAUGUCACAAAAUAAUAUAAAUGUACAUAAAACAUCUAUUGAGGCUCUGGGGUAAACCUAGUUGUUGCUUCUUUCAAUUUGAACCAAAACCAAUUUAAAAAAGAUAUAUCCCCAAUAGUGAAUAACAUAUAGAAAAUCAAAAUACUGUAAAUCAAAAUAGGCAAACAAAAUCUAUCAAAAUGUUUCUCAGAUGGAAAAACAGGUUGACACUGAACAAGAUUCUGUAUAAUUGCCAUCCUUUUACCAACAUCCUUCAUCAAUAAAUCAAUUAAUCAAAAUGUGUCAUGUUUUGAGUUUCCAAGCAUACCAUAUGACAUACCAUAUGUCCCUAUGGACCCUGGUCAAAAGUAGUGUAUUGAAUAGGGUGCCCUUUGGGAUGCACACAGUCUUCUGAAUAACCCCUAGUGCCAAGACGUUUGAUUUCAUUUGAUUGAGAAGCUAGAUGAACCUGAAGUAAAUCAACAUUGUACACCCAAGUCCAUUAACCUUCUAUGGCACAGAACAUUUACAGAUACAAUUCUAAAGAAGAAAUACAUUUGCUCUCUUAAUGUACACUUACAAUAUUUGCAA
Oncorhynchus gorbuscha (pink salmon) is the source of this 4888-nucleotide messenger RNA. It is a transcript of the gene sgce, whose product is annotated as sarcoglycan, epsilon. Bases 287 to 1606 code for a protein of 439 amino acids. Lineage: Eukaryota; Metazoa; Chordata; Actinopteri; Salmoniformes; Salmonidae. The transcript is spliced from 12 exons. Gene Ontology annotation, molecular function: calcium ion binding. Gene Ontology annotation, cellular component: membrane; sarcoglycan complex. The record is from RefSeq and is a predicted model, not a curated record.